AUGUCCUCCCUUGAUGAAAGUCCUUCAGGGCGAUAUCCUGAAGGGAAGCUUCCCUGCUUUCUUCCAGAGGUCAGAACAUUCUAUGACAUUGUCAAGUACGACUACAUCGGCUUUCAUUUCCUUAGUGACGCUUCUUGGCCAAGCUGGGCUGCUCAAUUGCAGAGACAACUUACUGGGAUAACUCCCCAGAAUUCGGAUUCCAAGGACAAGAUUUACAACCAAAUAGAAAAGAUUUCCUCUCUGUCCCUGGCCACUCAGCCGUCCCUGGAGGAAAGAACUUCGUAUUCCUCCAUGGUUACACAAGUUCUCCCUGGUAGCGCCAGUGCCGUGGCCUAUGAUUUGGAUGAUUUGCUGGAAGUUUGUGGCCUCCUUGGCUUUGCGAUCCUUAGCAUGCGGCUGGGAUACUUUGUCAAGAAGAAUGCCGACGUGAAGCUAAAAGUGAAGCAGGGAGAACAGGCCUUUCCUGAUGACGACGAAGGCCACGAGGUCCAAGUCGCCACAGAUGGGAUGCCCUGGAAGCUGGCGGAUCGAAUGGAUUGGGUGGUGAUCAUCUUGGGCACACCCUUGAUCUUUAUUGCGCAGGGCCAAGAACGGUUUGCUCAUGGAGCGUACAUGGUCUUGGGGUGGAAAGGAUCCAAGCGUUCAAGCACGCCCCAGCCACAAAGGUACAUGAGAAUUGUGGCCUACACCGCAGUGCAGGGCGUCUAUGCCUUUGUCUUCAUUGGGGUGCUCCGAACUAUCUUCGACAUAGCAGUGACCUACAUCUCUGAGAUGCCCAAGUAUCACGAGCAGGAGACGUACCGAACAGAUGCGCUUUUCACACUGGAUAAAUUUGAUCAUAGAAAAGGAACGUGA
Molecule: messenger RNA, 855 nt
Organism: Durusdinium trenchii
Lineage: Eukaryota; Dinophyceae; Suessiales; Symbiodiniaceae
Source: the annotation of a GenBank genome assembly